Molecule: messenger RNA, 1210 nt
Organism: Scomber scombrus (Atlantic mackerel)
Lineage: Eukaryota; Metazoa; Chordata; Actinopteri; Scombriformes; Scombridae
Product: stonustoxin subunit beta-like
Exons: 6
Coding region: 587-1201 (204 amino acids)
Molecular function (GO): protein binding
Source: RefSeq, a predicted model, not a curated record
CUCUGCUUCAGAAGAGGCUCUUCUGAGGCUGCUGCCAGUGGUCAAAGCCUCCAACAAAGCUCUGUUGAGUGACUGUAACCUCUCAAAGAGAAGCUGUGCAGCUCUGUCCUCAGUUCUCAGCUCCCAGUCCUCUAAUCUGAGAGAUCUGGACCUGAGUAACAACAACCUGCAGGAUUCAGGAGUGAAGCAGCUUUCUGCUGGACUGGAGAGUCCACACUGUGGACUGGAAACUUUCAGGUUGAAUGGCUGUAACCUCUCAGAGAGAAGCUGUGCAGCUCUGUCCUCAGUUCUCAGCUCACAGUCCUCUAGUCUGAGAGAUCUGGACCUGAGUAACAACGACCUGCAGGAUUUAGGAGUGAAGCAGCUUUCUGCUGGACUGGAGAGUCCACACUGUGGACUGGAAACUCUCAGUCUGUCAGGAUGUCUGAUCACAGAGGAAGGCUGUGCUUCUCUGGCCUCAGCUCUGAACUCCAACCCCUCCCAUCUGAGAGAGCUGGACCUGAGCUACAAUCAUCCAGGAGACUCAGGAGAGAAGCUUCUGUCUGCUGGACUGAAGGAUCCACACUGGAGACUGGACACUCUCAGGAUGGACCAUGGUGGACUGCAGACACUGAAACCUGGUCUGAGGAAGUAUGCCUGUGAACUGGAACUGGAUCCAAACACAAUGAACAGAGACCUCAAACUGUCUGAUAACAACAGGAAGGUGACAUAUGUGGAGGAGGAUCAGUCAUAUCCUGAUCAUCCAGACAGAUUUGACUACUGGGAACAGCUGCUGUGUAGAAAUGUUCUGACUGGUCGAUGUUACUGGGAGGUCGAGUGGAGAGGAAGAGUUUAUAUAUCAGUGAGUUACAGAAGAAUCAGAAGGAAAGGAGACAGUGCUGACUGUUUGUUUGGAGAGAAUGAUCAGUCCUGGAGUCUGAGGUGCUCUGAUGGUGGUUACUCUGUCUGUCACAAUAAGAGAAGAACACCCAUCUCCUCCUCCUCCUCCUCCUCCUCCUCCUCCUCCUCCUCCUCCUCCUCCUCCUCCUCCUCCUCUGUCUCUAACAGAGUAGCAGUGUAUGUGGACUGUCCUGCUGGCACUCUGUCCUUCUACAGAGUCUCCUCUGACUCACUGAUCCACCUCCACACCUUCAACACCACAUUCACUGAUCCUCUGUGUGCUGGGUUUAGAGUCGACUAUGGUUCCUCAGUGUCUCUGUAGGAGGAGCAA